UCGCAAAAAUGGCUUCAUUCAUGAUUGUCGUUGUCAAUUGUUUCCCCUUUGAGCUGAGGGGCAGGAAAGAUUAGGAAAGGAAAGAGGUCCCCAAUCCUUGAGAAUGGCAGAAGAACAAUCGAACGCCUCGUUGGAGUUCACCCCGACAUGGGUGGUCGCGGCUGUCUGCUUCGUGAUCGUGAUGCUGUCACUAAUCGCAGAGCGCGGUCUUCAUAAGCUUGGCAAGUGCCUGAAGAACAACAAGCAAGAUGCGUUGUUCGAAGCCCUCCAAAAGCUAAAAGAAGAGCUGAUGUUGUUGGGGUUCAUAUCGUUGCUGCUAACGGUGUCACAAGGCGCCAUCCGUCACAUUUGCAUACCGCCUAGCCUUGCUUCCACCAUGCUCCCCUGCAAGAGACCGAAGAAAGGUGAAGCCGGCGGCGGACACAACCAACUGUUUCUUGGCUUCGGCGAUCUUUCCCCGAGACGCCAUCUCUUAGCUUCCUCUGAGGGUCCGGACCAUUGCUCCAAGACCGGUAAGGUACCGAUGGUGUCGUUGGAGGCACUGCACCAGCUGCACAUCUUCAUCUUUGUUCUUGCAGUUGUGCAUGUCAUCUUCUGUGUUAGUACCAUGGUUCUUGGAGGUGCAAGGAUUAGGCAGUGGAAGGUUUGGGAGGACUUCAUUAGGCAUGGUGGCAAACCCCAAGGGCGCAGGAGUGGUGCUACUCCAGCUUAUGAUCAUCACCACGGGAGGUUCAUUGAAACACAUGUCACAGGGCGUUGCGGCAAUUCAGGUCCUGUGACUUGGGUGGUGUCGUUCUUCAAGCAAUUUUAUGGCUCCGUAACCAAGUCCGACUACAUUGCGCUUCGACAAGGAUUUAUCACGACUCAUUGUCCAAGCAUGCCCAAUUUCGACUUCCACAAGUACAUGUUGCGGACUCUUGAAAUCGAUUUCAGGAAAAUUGUUGGCAUAAGUUGGUAUCUGUGGCUCUUUGUGGUGAUAUUCUUGUUGCUGAAUGUGGAAGGAUGGCACACCUAUUUUUGGUUGGCGUUUUUGCCAUUGAUUUUGUUGCUACUGGUGGGUGCUAAGCUGGAACACAUAAUGACUCAGUUGGCUCAGGAGGUGGUGGAGAAGAAAGAGCACCACCAUGUCGAAUCAGAGCGAGUGCAGCCUUCAGACAAACACUUCUGGUUCCACCGUCCGGCCAUUGCUCUUCACUUGAUUCACUUCAUCCUCUUCCAGAAUUCGUUCGAGAUUGCAUUCUUCUUCUGGAUUUGGAGCACGUACGGAUUCGACUCGUGCAUCAUGGAGAAGCUUGUUUAUAUUGUGCCAAGGCUCAUCAUGGGUGUGAUCGUUCAAGUCCUGUGCAGUUAUAGUACACUGCCGCUAUAUGCUCUUGUCUCCCAGAUGGGUAGCAGGUUCAAGAAGGGAAUGUUCGAUGACUAUGUGCAGUCAUCGUUGGACGAUUGGCUGUCAUCACUUCGUGCCAAAAGAGAAAACACAGGUGACUCCAGCAGCACCACUAGAGUGGAUCGUUUGGCCGGAGAAAUCGCUGAGCAAGAAAUGGUCACCAUGGCCGGCAGAAUCCCAUCAGCAGCUGUAACUACUGGUACUACUACAAUGAUGCAUCCUUUUGCAGCCCAAACACCUUCACCUACUUCAUCAGUGUGACCCUUUUUUUUCUUACAAUUGCUGUACAUGGAGAUGCAAUAAAAAACCAAAAUCUGC
Molecule: messenger RNA, 1705 nt
Organism: Linum trigynum
Lineage: Eukaryota; Viridiplantae; Streptophyta; Magnoliopsida; Malpighiales; Linaceae
Source: the annotation of a GenBank genome assembly